Molecule: messenger RNA, 1261 nt
Organism: Acanthoscelides obtectus
Lineage: Eukaryota; Metazoa; Arthropoda; Insecta; Coleoptera; Chrysomelidae
Source: the annotation of a GenBank genome assembly
CUCUAGGGUCACUUUGAGUAAAAAAAAGUAGCAUUGAAGUAGCGGUUUAUACGAGGGUCAUUUUUUAAGUGAGAACCGUUUUGUAAUCCAGUCAGAGAAAUUUUAUUGAUGAAUGUAAGUGUUGAUUUUUUAGUACUGACUGUCCUAAAAAGACAUCAAAAUGACAGCUUGUUAAAGGACGUCUUAUCGUCAUAAAAAUAGCGUUAAUAAAGACGUCACAUUUUAGGCAUUCACAUUGGAAUUCGAUAUCGACGUCCUUGCCUCGGCAUCAUCCGAGUAUUUCAAUACUCGGCAUCAACGAGUAUUUUCAUUCGAAUUCUUACAUCACUACUUGUUCUGUCGCUGUCAAACGUCAAACCACGAAAGUGCCAGAAGAGGGAGAAGGAAGCUUUCCAACGUUCCUUUUUGAAUUGAGUGUAACGCUUUACGCUUUUGCUUGUGGUUAACGUUCAGUUUUACCACCGUCUGAUAAAGGAUUUCAAGGAAAACAAACUCAUACAACAAAGAUGGAAAACAAGCAAGGGGAAGCCAGUAAGAAAGCACGCAUUGAAUUAUCAUCAUUGCCGACCAGGCAAUAUCUGGACCAAACUGUGGUCCCUGCGUUGUUGACGGGCUUAAACAUGAUAGCCAGGGAGAGGCCGGCAGACCCUCUGGCUGCCCUGGGGAAUUAUCUCUUGAAGACCGCAAAUGACAAAGCUGCAUCAACCAGUCAUGCCACUACCACUGACUGAAAUCAAGUCUAACCAUACUGCAACUACAAGGCUGUUUUUUUUAAGUUAAGUUAUUGUAAAAAUAUUAACCCCUAACUGGUGACAUUUAAAUUUCCGACACUGAAGGUAGCACAGAGUCUCUAUAAUGCUUAUCCAGAAAGACAGAGCAUUUGCUCAAUCAACAUUUUGGUCAUUAAGAUAUCUCCAACAGUCACAAAACUCCAAGAAAGAAGACUAAUAUUAACUUUUAGGCUAAAGGUGUACUGCAUAAAAUGGAAGACAAAUUUUUUACACCUUUGUCACUAUUGCAACAAGAGCGGCAGCAUUUUUUGAACAUUGCAAAGAACCACUUGAUAACAGAUAAACACUCUAUGCUGCCAUCUUACUGGACUAAAGUCUAGGAAGGUACUGAAAACCGUAGUUUCCAUUUGAUAUUGUGCAGGUUGUGCGGCGAAUUUGCAUGUCACCAGUCAAGUGUUAAUAGAAAUAAAUGUUUUGUUUGUUAUUAUUAUGUAAGAGAAUAAAAUAAAUACUAGUUUGCUAUAGUGAAA